Messenger RNA from Trichosurus vulpecula (common brushtail), 646 nucleotides. RefSeq names its product trafficking protein particle complex 2 like (gene TRAPPC2L). Gene Ontology annotation, biological process: endoplasmic reticulum to Golgi vesicle-mediated transport. Bases 38 to 457 code for a protein of 139 amino acids. The record is from RefSeq and is a predicted model, not a curated record. Gene Ontology annotation, cellular component: cytoplasm; nucleus; TRAPP complex. The transcript has 5 exons. NCBI's taxonomy places the organism in Eukaryota, Metazoa, Chordata, Mammalia, Diprotodontia, Phalangeridae.
GGCGGUCACGUGACCGGGCUCUCCUUUGCUUACCAAGAUGGCGGUGUGUAUCGCGGUGAUCGCCAAAGAGAAUUACCCGCUCUACAUCCGGAGCAUCCCUGCGGAGCAUGAGCUGAAGUUCCAUUAUACAGUGCACACGUCUCUCGAUGUGGUAGAUGAGAAGGUCUCUGCCAUGGGAAAGGCCCUCGUGGAUCAGAGGGAGCUCUACCUGGGACUCCUGUACCCCACCGAAGACUACAAAGUGUAUGGCUAUGUGACGAAUUCCAAGGUGAAGUUUGUUAUGGUGGUGGAUUCCUCCAACACAGCGCUUCGAGACAACGAGAUCCGCAGUAUGUUUCGAAAGCUACAUAAUUCCUACACAGAUGUCAUGUGCAACCCCUUCUAUAACCCUGGAGAUCGUAUUCAUUCUAGGGCCUUUGAUAACAUGGUGACUUCCAUGAUGGUGCAGGUUUGUUGAGAGAGAGUAUAGUUUACAGUUAAUUCUGAAGAAUGCUGUUUUGUACAGAACUGUAUUGUGCAGAUGUGUGUAUAUAUUGCCUCCUCCUAUGUAUAAUAUGAAAGCCGCUCUCUUUGGAUGGCCCAAAACUCUUGUGUAAAGUGGAAGACUAUAUAAAGUUUAUUUCAAUAAAAAGUUGAAUCUGUUGAA